Molecule: messenger RNA, 243 nt
Organism: Cryphonectria parasitica EP155
Lineage: Eukaryota; Fungi; Ascomycota; Sordariomycetes; Diaporthales; Cryphonectriaceae
Exons: 2
Coding region: 62-226 (54 amino acids)
Source: RefSeq, a predicted model, not a curated record
UUACGUGCUGGGGGCCUGGGAUCAGGAAGAUGAAGAUUUUCCCUUCUUUUUGCCCCUUGAUAUGGAUUGUUUGGUAUCACAAGCUUAUGUCGUGGCGUUGCCUGUCAAGAGGCAGAAGAGAAGCACGUCUUUCACAGGAAUGUCAGGAAUGAACAAAAGGCACGGCGCUACAGGCUUAGAUGUUGAUAUCCCCAUAGACAGUGAAGUAUCACGGCAAACAAAUUAAUAUAACAUUGUACAUGA